CCAUUUGGGCUCUGAAAAAAGUAAAAAGUUGAGACCUAAAGCCUGUCUACUUUGAAAGGUUUGUUUAGGAAGCCACAUAGCUUGUCUGGAAAACAAGAUGGCAAGUCAGAAGAAGAAGAAGCCAUUCUUCACUUGGAUGCUCAUUCUAGGAGCUUGUGCUGCAAGGGAGACCCAGGACGCCCACCACAGGCAUGACUUCUAUUUCACCGCAACUGGCAGCUCAGGGUCAUUCUUGGACUUCAUUGUGAACAGUGUUGUGGAUGAUGUUCAGCUGUGCUCCUACCAUAAAGAGAAGCAUCAGCUUGUGAUGAAGGAAGACUGGAUGUACCAAGCCCUGGGAGCCAGUGAGAUUGCACAGAAACAGCAGAAAUUGCUGGACCUUGAAAAAAAUUUCCAAUGGGCUUUCAAGAACCUGAUAAAGAAUGAGGCCAAGAGUGGAAAGAACCACACUCUACAGGUGUUUGUAAAUUGCGAAGUGGACAAGGACAUCCUGGUGAGCAGCCACUUCCAGUUUGCUUUGGAUGGUGAGGAUUUCUGCCAGAUGGAUGAACAACCAGAGCAUUGGAUAGCCAUGAAGCCUGAAGCCCAGCACUUCAAGUUCCUCUGGGACAGCGCCUUCUGGAAAAGACGGGUGAGACACUAUAUACAGGAAGAUUGUAUUGACGGCAUGAAUAAAGUUCUACAGCAUUCAAGCAUGAGAGAAAAUGUUCCCCCUGAGGUGACAGUAUCCCGAUAUGAUGCUCCUGAUGGAAGAGUUACCUUCUCCUGCAGAGCCACUGGCUUCUAUCCCAGCUCCAUUUUGCUUCACUGGGAAAAGGAUGGAGCACUGGGUGUGUGGGGACAGGAGAGCUCCAGUGGUACACUGCCCAAUGCUGAUGCCACCUUCUAUCUCCAAGUAACACUGGAGCUUCCACCUGGUGACCCUGGGACAGGUUACACCUGUGUGGUAGAGCACAGUGAGCUAGAGACUCCAGCCAUGUUCCCAGUCCCUGGGAAGCCACAUAUGGAGAGGCCUUCGGUGAUCGCCAUGAGCAUCCUGGCAGUCAUCAUCGUGGUACUGAGCUGUGCUGGGGCUUUCAUCAGGUGGAAGAAAAGGAAGACAGGAAUGAUCAAUGAGCUGGAAGGACCUUUGCCUUCACCUCCUGCAAUUCCUCUUCAAUAGAAUAAUGUGGGAGACCAAUAGGCUUUCUGCACUGUCCCUUCAUGGAUAUCUAGCACCUACAGAGAUGAAAGGGUCAUGGUUGGAAUCCUAUGGCUACCUCUACAACUUCCACCAUGAUCUGAACCAUCUGUGGAGUCUUCCCACAAUAGAUGUUCUCUGGCCUCCAUUAGUGCUGGGACUGUCAAGGUAUAUCCACCUUCUGGAAAUUACAAUAGUGGAUCCACCCUAUAUUAUAGUUCACU
Messenger RNA from Monodelphis domestica (gray short-tailed opossum), 1404 nucleotides. NCBI's taxonomy places the organism in Eukaryota, Metazoa, Chordata, Mammalia, Didelphimorphia, Didelphidae. The record is from RefSeq and is a predicted model, not a curated record.